Molecule: messenger RNA, 819 nt
Organism: Lycium barbarum (goji berry)
Lineage: Eukaryota; Viridiplantae; Streptophyta; Magnoliopsida; Solanales; Solanaceae
Exons: 3
Coding region: 1-819 (272 amino acids)
Source: RefSeq, a predicted model, not a curated record
AUGGAUGCAGUGGAACAACAUUGGAGAACCGAGUUUAUAGGAGAUCCAUUUAUCACAUUUAAGCUAAAAAUGAAAAUCUUGAAGGUUGCUUUAUGUAGGUGGAGUAGAGAAACAUUUGGAGACUUGUUCAAACAGCUGACCAUCAGAGAUGAUAUUGUGAAGAUCAAGGAGCAACUGUUUGAGGAAGAUCCAUCAGAAGAGAAUAGAAUGGUGCUGCAAAGGGCACAUGCUGGAUUCGGAAGGUAUCUGCAUUUUGAGGAAGAGUUUUGGAGACAAAAUCCAGGCAUCCAAUGGCAUUCACAGGGAGAUAGGAAUACAAGAUCUAUUUCAUUCUAUCAAAAUCAAUUUUCUCAGGAAAGUGGUGUAGUUGACUCAAAUUUAAAGGAUCACAUUCCUGAGAGAAUUUCAGAGGAUCAAAAUAAUUUCUUUUGUGCUAAGCCAACUCUUGAAGAGGUUCGAAAUGUUGUUUCUGUGUUAUCAGGUGAUAGUGCUUGUGGACCUGAUGGUUUUUUUGGAGUUCUUUUGAUUGAAGACUUGAGGCCAAUCAGCCUUAGCAAUUUCAUAAACAACAUUAUUUCCAGACUAUUGCAUGACAAGCUAGGGGUGAUCCUGCCAUCUCUAAUAUCUCAAAAUCAGUCUGGAUUAGUGAAAGGUAGAAAUAUUAUUGAAAAUGUGUUGCUUACUCAAGAAUUGGUGACUGAUAUUAGAAAGGGAGGGAAACCUGCUAUUGUUAUCAUUAAGCAGGAUAUGGCAAAGGCUUAUGAUAGACCUUCUUGGAGGUUUCUUGUUCAAGUUCUCAGAAAGAUGGGAUUUGCAUAA